AUGAAGGAGUCUACAAGUAUCUCCUCUGCUCCAGCUGAAAGGACGCCGUCGUUGUUCGACUCCGCGACGGGUUUGAAGCAGCGGGCAAUGAUCGAUAUCUACGCUGACGACGAAGAUGCCAUCGAUCCAGUCUAUCAGGCAAAGGCCAGACUAUUGAACGACGCUAUCCAAGAGAUUGGGAUGGGGAGAUAUCAGUGGUCACUAUUCCUCGUUGCAGGGUUUGGCUGGUUCGCAGAUAGCGUCUGGCCGCUUCUCAGCGGUCUCAUUCUAGCACCUGUACUCUCCGAGUUCAGUUUCAAUGGUCCAUUUCUGUCAUUAGCUGCCAAUAUUGGCCUGCUCGUCGGCGCAGUGGUCUGGGGAGUAGGUUGCGAUAUAUGGGGCAGGAGAUGGUCGUUCAACUUGACCCUCUUGAUCACUGGUAUUUUUGGCUUAUUGGCGGGUGGAGCAGCCAAUUUCGUAUCGUUGGCCUCGCUCAUCGCUGUGGUUGGUGUGGGCGUUGGAGGGAACAUGCCUGUUGACUCUGCUGUAUUUCUGGACAUGGUGCCCGGCACACAUCAAUACCUCCUAACUGUUAUGUCCAUUUGGUGGGCGUUCGGUCAGUUGUUCGUAAGCCUUAUCGCCUGGCCGUUUAUAGCCAAUUUCUCGUGUGACCCCUCAUCAGUGACCUGUGCAAGAAAAGACAACAUGGGAUGGCGCUAUCUCCUCUUCACCCUUGGCGCCUUGACAUUAUUCAUGUGGGGCUUGCGAUUCUUCGUCUUUACCCUCCUAGAAAGUCCGCGCUAUCUCAUUGGGUUGAAUAAAGACGAGGAAGCGGUCGAGGUCAUACACAAGCUGGCCGAGCGGAAUGGGACGAAGACAACUCUAACCGUAACCCAUCUUCGGGAGGCGCAAGCUCUCGUAACGGAGAAAUAUUCUCGUGAAACAGACUCAGCUGGAAGCGUCUACGGCGUUGGCCAGCUCGAGACUACGAACAGGCACGCUAUAUUGAGCAAAAGCUCUGUUUACGGAGUCGGCCAUAUCAAGGCGCUGUUCAGGACCCGCAAGUUGGCGUGGUCGACUACGCUUCUCACUGCCCUCUGGGGGAUUAUCGGGCUCGCAUCCACCCUAUACAACAACUUCCUACCAUUCAUCUUAAACAGUAGAGGUAGGGACUUCGGGGAUGGUUCUUUAAACACCACAUAUCGCAACCAAGUUAUCCUAUCCGUCCUUGGAAUUCCCGGCGCUCUCCUCGCCGGUUGGGCUGUGGAAUCGCCAUGGGUCGGUCGCAGAGGCACACUCGCGAUUUCCUCCGGGCUCACAGGUGCCUUUCUCCUCGCGACUACCACCGCACGGAGCUCCAAUGCUCUGUUGGGGUGGAACUGCGCAUAUGCGUUCAAUAGCAACAUAAUGUAUGGUGUUCUGUAUGCACUUUCUCCUGAAGUCUUUCCAGCCAAAGAUAGGGGUACUGGUAACGGUCUUGUCUCCACUGCAACUCGCGUAUUUGGUGUGAUAGCACCGGUGAUUGCGCUCUAUGCUGACUUGAAGACGGCGGUGCCAGUGUACAUCGCUGGGGCGUUGAUCAUGGUGGCGGGCGGCUUGUCGCUUUUGCUACCGUAUGAACCUCGAGGGAAGGCUUCUAUCUAA
Molecule: messenger RNA, 1623 nt
Organism: Pleurotus ostreatus (oyster mushroom)
Lineage: Eukaryota; Fungi; Basidiomycota; Agaricomycetes; Agaricales; Pleurotaceae
Product: MFS sugar transporter
Exons: 13
Coding region: 1-1623 (540 amino acids)
Biological process (GO): transmembrane transport
Cellular component (GO): membrane
Molecular function (GO): transmembrane transporter activity
Source: RefSeq, a predicted model, not a curated record